Molecule: messenger RNA, 1601 nt
Organism: Daucus carota subsp. sativus
Lineage: Eukaryota; Viridiplantae; Streptophyta; Magnoliopsida; Apiales; Apiaceae
Product: probable indole-3-pyruvate monooxygenase YUCCA4
Exons: 4
Coding region: 247-1464 (405 amino acids)
Biological process (GO): auxin biosynthetic process
Molecular function (GO): monooxygenase activity; flavin adenine dinucleotide binding
Source: RefSeq, a predicted model, not a curated record
UCUGCAACAGAGAGAGAAGAAAAACACCUUGAGAAGGUGAACCAAACCAAAUCCUUUCUUAACCUUCACGCCUCCAUUAAAUCACUCCCUCUCUCCCACUCUCUCCCAAUCUCUCUCCCCCCCACCCCUUGUUAUAUAUGCACUGAAAAGGCCUCAACAAAACAGAGCCUUUUCUUGACAAAACAGAGCAACUUGUUGUCAAAAGCCUCAUCUUUUACCUUAAUUUCUUGUCCUUAAUUUUGAUAAAUGGGGUCUUGUAAAGAAGAAGAGAGAAAGCAACAAAAGAGUGUAUGGGUUCAUGGACCAAUCAUUGUAGGUGCAGGACCAUCUGGUUUAGCCGUAGCAGCUUGCUUAAAACAAUCCCAAAUACCCUCUCUAGUUCUUGAAAGAAGUGAUUGUAUAGCUUCUUUAUGGCAACAAAGAACUUAUGAUCGUCUCAAGCUCCAUCUCCCCAAACAGUUUUGUCAACUCCCUUUACUAGAUUACCCUAAGCACUUCCCAAAGUACCCCACAAAGCAUCAGUUCAUUUCAUACAUGGAAUCAUAUGCUAAGCAUUUCUGCAUUGAGCCUAAGUUUAAACAGCUGGUUGAAAAGGCUGAGUUUGUCAAUGGGAUCUGGAGGGUGAAGAGUCAAGAUUGUGAGUACAUUUCCAAGUGGCUUGUUGUGGCUACUGGUGAAAAUGCUGAGCCUGUUAUACCUCAGAUUCAAGGCCUGGACAGGUUUAAUGGAAAUGUGGUGCAUACCAGUGGGUAUAAGUCUGGUUACGAGUUUCGAAAACAGAAGGUUUUGGUUGUGGGCUGUGGGAACUCUGGAAUGGAAGUUAGUCUGGAUCUUUGUAGGCAUAAUGCAAGCCCUCAUAUGGUUGUUAGAAAUUCAGUUCAUGUUCUGCCUAGGGAGAUAUUUGGGUGCUCAACAUUUGGAAUAGCUAUGGCACUUCACAAAUGGUUACCCCUAAGGCUGGUAGACAAGUUCAUUCUACUAAUGUCCAAUUUGAUACUAGGGAGUACAGAGAAUUUAGGGCUCCGGCGCCCAGAAACCGGACCAAUUGAGCUCAAAAACAUCACUGGGAAGACACCAGUCCUCGACGGAGGUGCUCUGAAUCAGAUUAAGUCCGGUAAUAUCAAGGUGAUGGAAGAGGUGAAAGAAAUAACAAGGAAUGGGGCUAAAUUCAUGGAUGGCCAAGAGAAAGAAUUUGACUCAAUAGUUUUGGCUACAGGCUACAAGAGCAAUGUCCCAUUCUGGCUCAAGGGGAGUGAUUUCUUUACGGAACAAGGAAUGCCUAGAAGACCAUUUCCCAAUGGUUGGAAAGGGGAGAAUGGGCUGUACACGGUAGGGUUCACCAGAAGAGGUCUACUGGGGACUGCAUCAGAUGCCAUUAAGAUUGCAAACGACAUUGCUGAUCAAUGGAAGAUUAAUAAAGAAUGGGAUAAUAUAUGUAGCUCUUAUGUUAUUUUACAAAUAUAACGUUCAAUAAGCCACCAAUGUAAAUUAGGAUAUUAGGAAGGUAGUUUUCUUCUUUAGAAAAUUUAUGCUAUUUUUCUAGCUUUUAUUUUGUGCGUUUUAUGUUUUUGCUAUUCUUCACCUGUAAAUCAAUCAAUUUU